Messenger RNA from Yamadazyma tenuis ATCC 10573, 3939 nucleotides. Its product is annotated as 5-oxoprolinase. Gene Ontology annotation, biological process: glutathione metabolic process. Gene Ontology annotation, cellular component: cytosol. Gene Ontology annotation, molecular function: 5-oxoprolinase (ATP-hydrolyzing) activity. The record is from RefSeq and is a predicted model, not a curated record. Lineage: Eukaryota; Fungi; Ascomycota; Pichiomycetes; Serinales; Debaryomycetaceae.
AUGGUAUCUGGAGUUAAAAUCGCUAUUGACCGUGGUGGAACUUUCACCGAUGUCCACGCUUCGUUACCAGGUAAAAAAGACUUGGUGUUCAAGCUCUUAUCUGUGGACCCUUCUAAUUAUCCGGAUGCUCCUACCGAAGGGAUCAGAAGAGUGUUGGAAAUCGCUUCUGGCACCAAAAUCCCAAAGGGAAAACCGCUCAAACUCGACGCCAUUGAAUCGAUCAAGAUGGGAACCACUGUGGCCACCAAUGCCCUUCUUGAAAGAGAAGGAGCCAAAGUUGCCCUUGUCACUUCGAGAGAUUUCCGCGAUGUUUUGAGAAUCGGGAACCAAACCAGGCCCGAUAUUUUCAAUAUCAGUGCGAGAAAAUUGGACCAGUUGUAUACAAAAGUCAUUGAGGUGGGUGAGAGAAUUACUCUUGCCAAUUACACAGAAGGCGGUGGUGCUGAGAAAAAGGUCACUUUGGCCGACAACAAAGACUUCGACGGAGCCUUGGUCGAAGCCACUACUGGCGAUGUUAUUCAGAUCAUUGAGAAGCCAAACAUGGCUGAGGUGGAAAAGCAGUUACUCGAAUUGAAAAAGGAAGGCUACAGCAGUUUGGCCGUCUGUUUCCUCCACUCCUACUUGUACCCUACUCAUGAGCAACAAGUUUCUGCUCUUGCACGUAAAUUGGGCUUCCAAGUGUCAGUUUCCACAGAAUUGCAGCCAUCUAUUGGUGUUGUCAGCAGAUGUAGUUCUACUGUCGCUGAUGCUUAUCUUUUACCCAAGAUCCAAGAAUACCUAGAAGGGUUCGGAGCUGGGUUCGAAGGAGGAUUGAACGCCAUGGGCAACAAGUUGCUCUUCAUGCAAUCCAAUGGGGGACUUUGUCCAUGGAAUAAAUUCACCGGUUUGAGAGCCAUUCUUUCGGGUCCAGCAGGUGGGGUUGUUGGUUAUGGAAAGACCUGUUACGACACCAGACCAACCUCCAAGAGAGCUACUUUGGGUUUUGACAUGGGUGGAACGUCUACAGAUGUGUCGAGGUUCUCCGGUACUUUCGAGCACGUCUUCUCCAACAUCGUCAGUGAAGUCCACUUGAGUACUCCACAACUUGACAUUUCUACUGUUGCGGCUGGAGGUGGAUCCAUGUUGUUCUGGAAGAAUGGGAUGUUCACCGUUGGUCCACAAUCGGCUGGAGCUCACCCCGGUCCAGCUUGUUACAGAAAAGGUGGUCCGUUGACUGUCACCGAUGCCAAUCUUGUCACCGGAAGACUUCUCCCCGAGUUCUUCCCUCUGAUCUUUGGUCCUAACGAAGACCAACCACUUGAUGUGGAAGCCUCCAGAAAGUUGUUUGCAGAGUUGGCGGAAGAAAUCAACAAACUGAGAGAUGUACCUAUUACUGCUGAAGAGGUGGCCUGCGGGUUCCUUAGAGUUGCUGAUGAAGCCAUGACCAGACCUAUCAGAACUAUUACUGAAGGUAAAGGUUACAGCACUGGAGACCACAACUUGUCUGUUUUCGGGGGUGCAGGUGGUCAACAUUGUUGUUCUGUUGCUCGUAACUUGAACAUCAAGCACGUUGUUAUCCACAAGUACUCGUCAUUGUUGUCUGCUUAUGGUAUUGCUUUAGCAGAUAUUGUCAUCGAAAAACAAUGUCCAGUCUCCCUCACUUUCACGCCCGAAAAUUUGCAGCAAUUCAAAUCCAAGUUGCAACAAUUGCAAGAUGAGGUGGAAGCCGAGUAUAAAAAACAAAAAACCGGCGAGAACGCAACCUCUAUCGAAGUAUUUCUCAACAUGAAGUAUGCUGGUACCGACACCUGUCUUAUGAUCAGUAAGCCUGAAGAUGGGUGGGACUUUAAGCAAAAGUUCAUCAACCAGCACCAACAAGAGUUCGGAUUCACCUUGGAAAGAGAUGUGGUGGUGGAAGAUGCUCGUCUUAGAAUGAUUGUCCACAGUGAAGAUACCCAUGUGGCCAAUCCCUUUGAGGAACACGAGAAUAUCGAAAAGCUUCCAUCUCCAGCACCCGAAAACACCUCUAAGGUCUACUUCCAGGGUAAAGGUUAUAAGGAUGCUGGUGUGUUCUUAUUGAACAAAAUGCAGUUGGGGGCCACUGUUGCCGGUCCUGCUGUCAUAAUUGAUGACACCCAAACCAUUCUUGUCGAACCAGACUGUGUGGCCACUUUACUUUCUGACUGGGUGUUCAUUGAAGUAUUGCAGACCAAGUCGCUUGAGUUGUCUGCCACCGUGGUUGAUCCUAUCCAACUUUCGGUGUUUGCCCACAGAUUCAUGUCUAUUGCCGAACAGAUGGGGAAAACCCUUCAAAUGACUGCCAUUUCCACCAACAUUAAGGAAAGACUCGACUUCUCGUGUGCCUUGUUUGAUGCCAAUGGAAAGCUUCUUGCCAACGCUCCUCACAUUCCUGGUCAUCUUGGUUCCAUGUUCUCUGCUGUUGAAAAACAAAAUGAGAUCUGGAAGGGUAAGCUCAAGCCUGGUGAUGUGUUAUGGGCCAAUCACCCUUCGACUGGUGGUACCCAUUUGCCAGACAUCACUGUUUUAACACCAGUUUUGGAUGAAAAUAACGAUGUCUUGUUCUGGACUGCUUCACGUGGUCAUCAUGCGGAUAUCGGUGGUAUUUCUGCUGGUUCCAUGCCUGCUGACUCGAAAGAAAUUUGGCAAGAAGGUGCUGCCAUUGAGUCUGAAAAGCUUUAUGACCAAGGGGUGUUCCAGCACGAACAAGUUGUUGAUUUGUUGUAUACCAAGCCAAGUCAAUACCCUGGCUGCGAAGGUUCCAGAGCUUUGGAAGACAAUAUAAGUGACUUGAAAGCCCAUGCCUCCGCCAACAACAGAGGUAUCAAGUUAUUAAAGGGAUUAAUGGAAGAAUUUGGCUAUGAUGUAGUCAAGCUUUACAUGGAAGCCAUUCAAAAAUCGGCUGAAACUGCCGUCAGAGGAUUGUUGCAAAUUGCUUACGACAGAUUUGGAGGAAAGCCAAUGAAGGCCGUGGACUAUUUGGACGAUGGUACUGCGGUGGCCGUUACCGUUACAAUCAAUAGAGAAGACGGUAGUGCGGUGUUGGACUUCAGUGAAAGUGGUGAACAAUUCUACAGUAACUUCAACUGUCCUACUGCUGUGUUGUACGGAAGUAUUCUUUAUGUGUUGAGAUGCUUGAUCAAUGUCGAUAUUCCUUUGAACAGUGGGUGUAUGGCUCCUUUGGACAUCAUUGUCAGAGAAGGUUCGAUUUUCAAGCCUUCUUUCGAUGCGGCUACCGUUGGCUCCAAUGUCGAAACUGCCCAAAGAAUCUCCGAUGUGUUGUUCAAGGCUUUCCAAGCCUGUGCUGGUUCCCAAGGUACUUGCAACAACUUUACAUUUGGAUCUUCUGAUUCUAAGUACGGGUUGUUUGGAUACUACGAAACCAUUGCUGGUGGAGGUGGUGCUGGUAAGAACUUCACGGGUCAAUCUGGUGUGCAAGUCCACACCACCAACACUCGUAUGACGGACAGUGAGUCUUUUGAGAAGAAGUUUCCUUGUAUUUUGAGAAGAUACGAGAUCAACACUGGUACUGGAGGUCUCGGUUUACACAAGGGAGGAGACGGUGUAAUCAGAGAGAUCGAAUUCACCAUUCCAUUGCAAGCCACUUGCCUUAUGCAAAGAAGAGUGUUUGCACCUUACGGUAUGAACGGAGGUCAUCCUGGUAGAAGAGGGUACAAUUUUUGGUUGAAGAAGUUGGACAAUGGUAAGUACCAGAAAAUUGCAUUGGGAGGUCAAAACAGUGUGUGGGUCAAGCCUGGUGAUAGAGUUCGGAUUGAAACUCCAUCUGGUGGAGGAUGGGGUGCUGUUCCUGGAGAAGAAGAUGGUUCUCGUGUUGAAGAUGCCAACAUGGUGGACUAUCCUUCUAUCGAUGCUCCAUUCAGCAAGCCUUCCAUUUUGACUGGUAGUGUGGGUUUGAGAGUUCUUGCCCAAAACACAAACUAG